ACCCUCCUCACCCACCGCGCCACCCCUGGGUGUCUUCAUGAUCGGACCCAGGACAACAUAAGAAGAAAGAAAUUACAGACUGCCAAUAACGCAUCGGAUUUUUUUUGUAUUAUUAUUAUUAUUGCUUCACCGACCCUUCCCUUCUUUCUUCUCUCCUCGGUUGAUUUCGCCUCUUUGUCUUUCGGUUGAGAUUUUUGUUUUGUUUUAUUUAUUGUUCCGUUUCGCUGCUGUUGCAGAGGAGCGCCACCAUCCCUCACUGCCUGACAUGAGUACGCUCUUUUAUCCGGUUGCAGCGGAAUGACACACAUAUCCUAGCCCGCACAUCUGAAGGUUGAUGGAAGUCUGACGCUCCAUUUGCACGGUUUUAGUAGCCUGAAAGAUUCUCCAUCUGCAGAGGUUUCGGAUUUUUCCUCCGCUCUGAGCCGAUCAUCCGCCGCUUUCUGUCCCUGCGCAGCAUCUCUCUGUACGCACGGCGCACCACGGAGAAACGCGCAGCUAGCCUCCCCGUCCCUAAGAAACAGGCGUAUUUUCCAAUUCCUAAAUCGCUUUUUCCUUCUCUAAGGACUCGUCUGUGCGGCGCUGCGUAAAAAAACGGCAAAGGGGGGAUUUAAACGCAAACGCAGCCCAAGCAUCCAAGAGCAAGCUCGAAAAUGAUGGCCGGCGGAGCAGUACAGCAAAACGGGAUUUUCUCAAAUCCUCACCAUCACAAUCAACAACCACACAUGGAGUCCGAUCCCCCGGACUCACGUAAGAGACCCCUGGAGACUCCCACGGAGGCCAGCAGCACCAAACGCACAAACACGGGAGUGGCCUUCCUGCAGCCCCUAUUUGAAACUGAAGGCAUUGUAUUCCCUCACCAAGAAACUGAGACUCAUGAGGAAGGCGAAUACUUCCUGAAGGUUUUGAUUCCCAGCUAUGCGGCGGGUUCAAUCAUCGGGAAGGGAGGCCAGACCAUCGUCCAGCUGCAAAAAGAGACUGGCGCCACCAUCAAACUGUCCAAAUCCAAAGACUUCUACCCCGGGACGACAGAGCGGGUGUGUCUCAUCCAGGGGACAGUGGAGGCACUGAACGGUGUCCACGACUUCAUCGCUGAGAAGGUGAGGGAGAUGCCUCAGAGCACCCAGAAGACAGAGCCGGUCAGCAUCCUGCAGCCACAGACCACCGUCAACCCAGACCGCGUCAAACAGGCCAAGCUAAUCGUCCCCAACAGCACGGCGGGGUUGAUCAUCGGUAAAGGGGGAGCUACAGUCAAAGCGGUGAUGGAGCAGUCCGGGGCGUGGGUCCAGCUAUCCCAAAAGCCAGAGGGCAUCAACCUGCAGGAGCGCGUGGUCACCAUCAGCGGAGAGCCUGAACAAAACCGCAAGGCUGUGGAGAUCAUCGUCCAGAAGAUCCAGGAGGACCCGCAGAGCUCCUCCUGCCUCAACAUCUCCUACUCCAACAUCACAGGGCCAGUCGCCAACUCCAACCCCACCGGUUCCCCAUACGCCAACUCGACUGAGGUCAUGCCGGCUGCGGCAGCCGCUGCAGCAGCCACGGCCUCCUCUCUGCUUGGCCAGGCUGGCCUGGCAGGGGUCGGAGCCUUCCCAACCACCAUGUCCAGCCUCUCAGGCAAUGACCUGCUGGCCAUCACCUCUGCCCUCAACACUCUGGCCAGCUAUGGCUACAACACCAACUCCCUGGGCCUGGGGCUGAACCCCGCUGCAGCCUCAGGGGUGUUAGCUGCUGUAGCAGCUAACGCUAACCCAGCAGCCGCCGCUGCAGCUAAUUUGUUAGCAUCCUACGCCAGCGAUGCAUCCACCAGCGCAGCUCACCCAGCAGCCGGCCUCGGAGGCUUUUCCCUGGGAUCCCUGGCUGCUGCUACAGGGGCCACCAACGGCUACUUAAGUGCUGCAUCACCCCUGGUUGCAUCAUCUCUACUGGCCACUGAGAAGCUAGCAGAAGGAGCAAAGGAAGUGGUCGAAAUCGCAGUGCCAGAAAACCUGGUGGGAGCCAUCUUGGGGAAAGGAGGGAAGACGCUAGUGGAGUACCAGGAGCUGACCGGUGCCAGGAUCCAGAUCUCCAAGAAAGGAGAGUUCAUCCCUGGAACUCGGAACAGGAAGGUGACCAUCACAGGUUCCCAGGCCGCCACGCAGGCUGCACAGUACCUGAUCAGCCAGCGAAUCACCUACGAGCAGGGGGUACGUGCCACCAACCCACAGAAGGUGGGCUAAACCUGACAGCCAAUGAGAAACGAGGAGGAAAAGAGGAAAAAAAAAGAGUGGGGGCUUGGGGGAGGAGUAUAAAAAAAGUGAGUGAGAAUGGAAAAAGGAGAGGAGAGCAAGAAUGUCGGAAGGAAUCGUCCGCGCCGUUUUCUUCUGAGUGUUUUCAGUAUUCUCUAUUAAAAAAAAAAAAGUUUUUGAUGCGAAGCAAAAAUGUGCUGAGAAGACGAGGAGGGAGAGGAGUGAGUUAUCACGCUGAAAAACCAAGAAAAAAAUGUGUAAAAUGUAAAUAAGGUUUUAUUACUUAACGUCUUGACCUUUCGGGAUUUUUUAUUGUUUUGUUUUAUUGUUUUGUUUUGUUUAGUAAAUUAAGCUGUCUGUUCGUUCGUUUGUGUAUUGUGUGGACAGAGCUGAAUGCCAUGUAGACAGGCUGACUGCCUGAGAGGCUACAGGAAGUGGGGGGAGGGAGGGAAGGAAGGCCAGGGGCAUGGAGAGGGGGAGGGUUGGUGUUUAUGGGGUACAACCCUCCACCCCCACCAUCCCAAAAUCCCUUAUGGGAACAACCCUUACCCUUCCCUCCCCCUACAGCCUACACCCAUCACCCUCCUGUAGGGUUUUUGUUUUUCUUCCAGUUUUGAUUUGCCCCUAAGCCCCGUUCCCUGCCUCCCCCCAAAGCCCCUCUCACUACUUGCCCCCAUGCCCUGCCCCUCCCCUCCCCCUUUUACAGGGGUUUUAUAAUGAGCAAGACUGCAAACUUCAGCCUGGUGUGUGAGAGAAGAAACAUCCUCGACUCCCCCCCUACACUUUUUUAUUCUCUCCCUCACUAUGAUCUCACCUCUCCCCUCCUCCCCCUUUCUGGGAUUUGAAGGAAGGGUGAGGUAAAAACUGGGGAGGGGCGUGGGGGGAGAGAAUCAGCUGGGCGUUUCUCCAUUUGCACACCCCACCCCACCCCCCGUAUACCCCGUGAUGUAUCCCACAAGCAGUGCAGCGCCGCAGGGGUGUUGCAGCACAUAGCACCCCAUACGCGGCUCUAGUGUUUGAGAUUGAAUGCCGAGGCGCACGCUGAUGACCUCACGUAGUGCGAAACCUAGAAACGACGAGAGUGAUACUGUGCAAGCUGCGGCAAACACACAGGAUCUAUGGCAUUUUUACAGUCUGCUGCGAUCAUUCUAUUAAUGAUACUGUCAUGAUUAUUACAAUAGGAAUCAUCACCAUUGUCAUUAUUUAUUAAUGAGUUCACCCAUAUAAAGCUCAGUUGUUUCUUUUUUUAAAUCU
Molecule: messenger RNA, 3473 nt
Organism: Toxotes jaculatrix (banded archerfish)
Lineage: Eukaryota; Metazoa; Chordata; Actinopteri; Toxotidae
Gene: nova2
Product: NOVA alternative splicing regulator 2
Exons: 5
Coding region: 651-2210 (519 amino acids)
Biological process (GO): regulation of alternative mRNA splicing, via spliceosome; mRNA splicing, via spliceosome
Cellular component (GO): nucleus; cytoplasm
Molecular function (GO): mRNA binding
Source: RefSeq, a predicted model, not a curated record